Molecule: messenger RNA, 8601 nt
Organism: Trachymyrmex septentrionalis
Lineage: Eukaryota; Metazoa; Arthropoda; Insecta; Hymenoptera; Formicidae
Gene: PHRF1
Exons: 12
Coding region: 655-8601 (2648 amino acids)
Source: RefSeq, a predicted model, not a curated record
CAAGCACGGCGUCCGCGAUCCAAUAUGUCCGCAGUCUCACGAUAGAACGCGUUACUUUUCGGUAUAUUGUCGCAGGAGAGAGUCAGAGGAGAUAAUUCUGACGCGAACGGCUCAAGGCCGUUCCGUCCGUACGAGAAUCGUGGGAUCAGUGCCGCAUGCCCGCGAUUCGUCGGCGUGCGACACGAUCACGGAAGGAAUCAGGAGCAACACCGAGAGUAAGAGAACGAGAGGGACGGAGUGAGGAAGAGAGAGAGAGAGAGAGAGAGAGAGAGUGAGUAAGAACGAAGCGGGACGGAAAUCGAGAAGCGUCAACUCUGGUCAACUCGCAUCGGUGCGAUCCUAGACACGUUCUCGUGAGCUCGUUUCUACGGCAUCGAGAACUACUGGGUGCGACCGCGACGCGGGAUCAGCAACGGCUUUCGUGAGCCGUCGUCGACGACGCGGAGAGUGCGCGCGAAAUCGUGGGAUCGUCCACCGCGCCGCCGUCAUCCACCAGCAGCUCAUCAGGAUAACCGAGCUGACAACGUUUCCCAGAUGUCGAUCAUCAUCGUGUGGGACGAUUUGGUCACGAUUUGAGAUUCCGGAGCGGGCGCAUCGCGCAGCAUCGAAUCUAUGAGAAGAAUACAGGGGGUAUGAAUUGUAGUGAUAGUCAAGAUGUCAAGCGACAGCGAUAAUACUUGUUUAAUACGUCAUCAUAAUCACAAACGCAAGAAAAUUGUCAUUAGGGACAGUGAUAGCAGCGAUGAAUCUGUUAUUGUACAAAUUCGAAGAAAGAAGAAACUUAGAGUCGUUAGCGAAGGAGAAAGCAGCAGCGAUAGUGAUGUACCUAAGCCUGUGAUUAGACGACAAAACCAUAGAGUUAUUAGUGACGAAUCUAAUAGUAGCGAGGAAAGCAGAUCCACGCAUAUUACAGAUAGUAGUACAUCCGAAUGGGAAAGUGAUUGGACUAGUUCAGAUGAAUCAAGUGGUGAUAACCAUAAAUAUACUGCUAAGCGUAAAGUUUUAUCUAAAAGUAAAAGUGAGAAUGCCAAUAAACCUGGUUCCUCUUCAUUAACUAAUGCCAACGCUAACUCUGAUAGCAGUGAUGAUCAGUCGGAAAAAUGUCCUAUAUGUCUGCUACCAUUUAGAAAACAGCAAGUUGGUAUCCCAUCUGAAUGCGAUCAUUGCUUCUGUUUAGAAUGUUUGUUAGAAUGGAGUAAAAACAUCAACACUUGCCCAGUGGAUCGUACAUCCUUCACUACAAUUGUUGUUAGAAGUCAUUUUGACGGCGAGAUCAUAAAUCAUUUACCAGUAGAAGCUGUGCCGCGUAUUGAGAAUCAACCAGCAGAUGAUCCAACUUUUUGUGAAAUAUGUCAUCAAAGUGAUAGAGAGGAUCGAAUGUUACUUUGUGACAAUUGCGACCGCGGCUAUCAUAUGGAAUGUUUAACACCCCCAAUAACUACAGUUCCCAUUGAAGAAUGGUAUUGUCCUGGGUGUACCGAAAGCAGCUCGACUAGACGAUCGUAUUUGUCGAGUUUUGUGCCAACUCUUAUAACAACGGGGAGAAAUACUAGACGUUUCUUUGAUGAAUUAGGAACGAACUUAAAUAUAUUCCGUAAUAUACUUCCUCAUGUCAAUGAUCGUAUGUAUCUACCUACCAGACGCGUUUCCAGAGUCAAUUCUAGGCGCAAUCAUAAUCGAACAGAUGAGCAAUGUAUUGAUCCAAACCAGCCGUCAACUUCGUCCGGCCUUGAUUCGAUUGGUGACAAUAGCCGAAGUCGCUCUCCAAACACAAGCCUAGAAGGUAACGCUUCUUCCACGCGUUUGAAUACAAAGUCUAAGACCAAAAUGUCGAAAAGGAAAAAGAAAAAAACCAAGAAUUCGAAAAAGAAAACCGGCAGUAAUUUAUUUCGAGAAGUGCGAAUUAAAGAACUCAACAAUGACGGCGAAGAGGAAGAAAUAGUGACGUAUGUCAAAAUUGCAUCAUCCACGUCAAGGAGGAAGUGUAAGAAAAGUACAAAAAAAACCGGCAAGUUAUUAUUUCUCCAGAGGAGAAAAUACAAGCGACGUGCGCGCAUUCGAGCGUCCAUGCUGAGUACACGAACAGUAAAAAGAAGAUUGGCCUCUACACUCGGUAUGCAGAAAUCGAAGAUGCCGCAGCUUGUACCUGUCAUGAAAAAUAACAUCUCUAUACCUGAGAAAAGCAUUCUCAUAAAUGCCAGACACAGCGCUGGUAUAGCUCAAGUCAGUCUCUUUGGAAAUAAUCUGGGAUUAGAUUACAGUCCACCUGGAUCGGACUAUGACGAUGAAGAUUCCAUUGGAAUUGGAAGUGGUCCUAUGAUAAACGUACGACAACGACGAUCAGCGAUGCCGUCGAUCAGACGCCGCGCUAUUUUAAAAACUAUGGUUGAUCCAGUUAACGAAGUAGAUAAUACUAGUAUAACAGAUCUACUGAGCAGUAUAAUGAGCAAUCAGGAACUGUGGCAUUCAUCCAAGAAGAAGACGGAUGUGAUCCUGAAGGCUGACGGCACGUUGUUUGUGAAAAAUCUUGAAAAGGAAAACAAACAUAGUAUCAAUAACAAUGAGAGUCCGAAGAAGGAGAAGCGGGAUAAGGAAGAAGUCACGCAACAUGAGGAGGCAAUCCUGAAAAAGGUGGACACACCAUUGGAUUUGUCUAGUAUUAACUCUAGUGAUAUUACGCAGGCGCCAAUGUACAACAAUCCCUGUGGCGGUAGUGGUGGUGGUAAUAGAGGCAACUUCCGGGGUUAUGGUCGUGAUAACGGUCGACACGGCGGCCACGGAGGGCAGACCUACGGCGGUGGCCGGGAUUCACUACCACCAAGCGGUGGUGGCAGGCAUAAUUAUAGCGGCGGGACCGGCGGUGGUGGUCCGCGGGACAACUUUGGAAAUCGCGAUUUUGGUCCGCCGCCGUUCUACAAUCCAAAUUUUGAGCACUGUGGCGGACCACCCAUGUUUGGUGCCCACGCGCCACCGCCGCCGUUCCGUAACCGCAAUCCUCAGCAUUUCCGCAACGAACGGAUGCGUUUUCCGCCGCCACCACCACCCAGCGAACGACCGUUUAAUUUUACGGACGGCAAUAGCGGCUUCGAUCAGAGGCCGCCGUUUCCGCACGUGACGGAUCGAUUCUCUAGACCUCCUCGGCUACCCCCGUUAGGCAUACCGCCUCCUGGUGCUCCGUCCGUUGCACCACCAAACGCACCGGAAACAAUAAAUAUGCAGCAGUCGGUACACAUGCACAACAAUCUGCCUCCGGUCAACCUGCCGGAAGAUAUGACGCGAAACUAUCAGCUACCAUCUGAGCAGAAUGAUCGCAUUGUGAUGCCGGAUCCCAUGUCCGGAUCACCUGUAAUUGCGUCACCCAUGGCUGUAUCACCUGCUGCACGACAAGACAACGAUGAUUGCGAUAUUUAUUGCGACAUUGAACCACUAGCCAAGUCUGAUUGCGAUACACAGGAAGAGCUUCACAAUAAUAGCUCGAUGAUUUUGUUGCCACCGCCAGAACCGCCGUCUGGUUUGCUGAAUUUUGAAGAAAACUCUAGAAGCGACAAGGACGACAGUGAGCAGGAACUGGUGAUUGACGAUAGUCAUAAGGAGGAAACGCCAAGAGAUCUGCCGAUAAGCGGCGACAAAUAUGAUCCGUUUGCAGCCGAUAGUGAUAGCAAUGACGAUGUAGCUACUCCAUUGAAAACGUUGGAAAAGACAGACAUGUUGCGAAACAGGAUAGACAGUUGUAAUAUACCUAUGCCAAGUGCGCCGCCGUUGGUCUCUGCGACUUAUCCUUCGUUGCCAACUGCCGCGACGACGACUCAAAGCAGAGAACAUGCACAGGAAUCCAUUCGGUUGACUGCGUACGAUGAUGAUGAUGAUAAUGACUCACAGUCGGACUGCCCAAAUUUUUCCAUCUACUCGUCGCAGACUAUGGACGUGGCUAGACAUACAGAACAGGAAUUGUCACAGCAGCUGGGAUCACUACAGCCGCCGCCGUUACCGCCCAACAUCCCUGAUGAUGAUGAUAUUAUUGUGGGAGACAUUCAAGCCUGCGAUCUACCGGAUUUGCCUCCUGAGCCGGCCGAUCCUUAUCUCGAGGCGUUGCAGAAGGAGCGUCAAACCUUAAGUAAGAUACCGCCGAAGAAGAUUUCGCAUGACUCGCAUCGUGGUAAGAUUACCUUCAAAAUCGGUAACAAAAUUAGACUUAAUAAUCGGCUGAGUGGCCUGCAGUUGGACGAUAAUUCGCAGAACAGUGUUCUUCAGAAAAAAACUACGAUGGCGUCAUCGAGUGACAAACAGCAACAAGAGCAAGAUAGCAAUAAAGAUGUCAGUUCGUCAAAAUCAGAGAUUGAAUCCACAGUCGUACAAUCGUCGAUAGCGUUGGACCAGUUUAUUAAAAUAGGACCACAAAUUGCUGAAGAAGAAGAAGAAGAAGAAGAGGAAAAAGAAGAAGAUACGGAGUUGGAGCCCGUUUCAGAGAGUCCGAAAAAGAAAGAGUCAUUUAAACUUGAUAGUCAACGCGGAAGCAAAGAAUUCCGUUCCGAGAACUCGUCGGAUGAAGAAGCUACAAUAGUUGAUGAGAGACUGAAACAUGUCGAUGCUUCAUCCAAUAAGAAGGAAGAGGAAGACAAUGAACAAGAAGUGCAAUCGGCGGCGGCAAAUACCACACCACAAGAGACCAUAGCGGUCACGGAAAGCGCAAUGUCAUCGCCCACUCUUGACAUGGCUCGGUUAUCACCAAGAAAAUUCGACAGCAGCGAGCUGAGUAUUGAAUGCAGUUCAGAAGACUUGGAAGGUGGUGACACGACAAACAAAACCAUGUUAUCUCGUUCAAAUACCGAGAUGCAAGGUGAGAUGACUGCAGACGACUCGCAAGAGCGAGAGUCGAGCAGUGAUGACGAGCGUUCAUCGAGCAGCCAUAAACUUGCCAAAGCGAAUGAUAAUAAGGACGACAAGGACGAUGAUAAAGCGUCGAGCGACAAUGAGGAUCCAAAUUUAUCGGAUCAACGACACGAGAAGGAAAGUUUCUCGACGGUAGAUGAUGAAGUAGAGCAAUUCCCGAUCGAGAAGGACAAGAUAAACGAGCCACCUGUACCUACCACUUUCGAUAACAAUUGGGACUCGGAUGGCGCUUACACACCUUGCAAAGACGAAUUGCCCUUGAGGGAUGAGAAUACGCCGGUGGAGCGAUGUAUGCCGUUCGAGGCCGGCUUGGAGCCUAUCACACCGACGAAGGACAAAACAAAUGACGAUCUGGAUGACUGCAGAUCACUGACUGGUUACGCUGAGCUGGGCACUGAGGCUAUCUCCGAAACUGACGACGCGAUAAAUUUCGAGGAGGAAUUGAUCGCCUUGGCAUUACGUAAAGAGAGAGAGAAAGAGAUGGAGGAUGGCGAGAUAUUAGAUGAGAGUAAACUGGAGACGAAGGAGCGUGAAAAAUUCAGAGAGGAUAAAGAAGACGGUAAAAAGAAGAGGAAAAAGGACAAAAAGGAAAAGAGCAAGGAGAGCACGGAGAAAAACAAAGAGAACAUUUCAUCAGAUAAUCUGGUCUCUUGGAAGAAACUUUCAAAAAAUACAAAGGACAGGCCAUACCGCGAUAAGGAUAAACGGUCUAAGUCGAAGGAGAGGGAAAGAGAAAAGGACAAGUCUUCUAAGAAAAAGACAAAGGAAAUUAGUAAAAAGAAGGAGAAGAGAAAAGAAUUGCCGCGAUAUGAUGUAAGAAAGAUCGUGGCUGAGAAACCGUCACGACCGAGAAAGGAUGAGUAUGGCAGGGACAUCAGGGAGAAGUCACGAAGCAGAUCGAGAAGUCGUUCGUCGAACAGAAUUCAAUUGAGAGUCUCAAAGGAUCGACGAAGUCAAUCGUAUUUGAAGGGACGAUCGAAGAGUAGGUCCCGUCUCCGAUUAUCCUGGUCAAGAGAUCGUGGCCAAUCGUAUUCCAAAUCAUGCCGUUCCAAUUCACGCAAAAGAUCGUCGUCUCAUAUCAGACGCAAGUCGCGAAGGCGAUCUCUAUCGAGACGGUAUUCCAUAUCGCGUAGAAGAUCGCGUUCGCUGUCUCGCAAGCGGCGAUCGUUGUCGCCUAGACGACGUAGGCGAUCACUGUCGAGAUCGCGCGAUAAGCGGAAAGAGAAGACGAAGAAGUACAAGUCGCGCAGUCGCUCUAGGAACCGUAAGAGAUCACGCAGCAAGUCGCCGAAGAGGACGUCCAAGGCACGCGAGAAGAAGCACGGCAAGAGGAAGGCGCACAGUCGGUCGCGGUCGAAGGCCAGAUCAAUCUCGCGAGAGCGGGAUCGUAACAGGAACUGGGAACAGCUGAAUGAGAGAAAGAGUGUGGAGCAGGAGCAGCAGUUUCCACGCGAGCGUGAAGAGCGCGAGCGUUCGUGGAGCGCGCAGUGGACGCCUUCCUGGUCGCGUUCGAGAUCGAAGACACCACCGCAUAUCCAGCAGGAGCCAAUCGGGGCGCGAAAUUGGUCACCACCAUCUGUACUGGAUAACGUGUCGCCAAAGAAUCUGACUGUCAUAUUAACGAACAAGGAAGCGAUAAAGAAGAAGAAGAAGGAACGGCGGAAAGAGAGUCGGAAGUCCAAGGAGGCGGAGAAACGGCGAAAGAACAAACGCAACAGGACUCCACCGCCGUCGAAAGAAGUAUUUGCUAGCGGUGACAAUAUACUGGUUAGCGUAUGCUUCAACAAAGACAACGAGACGAAUCCGUUGUCCUUACCGUUAGAGUUACCAACUACUAUUCCAUUGUCACCUCCAAUAAAACGUCGUCGAAGAGAGUCCGUUCAGACGGAGACUACGCCUUCCACGAAACGAUCCAAGAAAGAUAAGACGAAAGAUAAGCGAUCGAAGUCACCGAAGGCGAAGAAGGAUAAGAAGAAGAAAUCCAAGGCGGCAGAGAUCGCAGCGACGAAGAAACCCGUGGCCGUGAUCGAUCUGGAUCAAUCGCCGUUCCGCGAACAAACGCCAUCGCCUCGCGACGUUAUAGUACUGAGCGACGAUGAUGACAAGCAGGUACAGGAAACGCUUGCUGCAUCGCCGGAACAAUGCCCACCGUCGCAGGCAUCACCACCGCGUGAGCAGUUUAUCUCGCAAGGUCCUAAAACGCCGCCGGAGCCGCAGAUCAAAUUCUCCAUAAACAAGCAGCCCAGCAAUCUUAGACCGUCCCUGAUAAAUCCGCUAUUGGAAGAGGAAGAAGAAGAGGAAGAGGAGGAGGAAGAAGAAGAGAUGAUGGACGAGCGAGCCGAAGAGGAGCUAGAGAUGCGAGCGCAAGAGGAAUUGGAGCUGCGUCUCAAGAUCGGCCCCAACACACCUCCUGAGCCACCAACAUCUCCGCCAACUUCUCCGGACGCUUACGAUCCCUUUGACCCAACUAAAUCUCGUUCACCAACGCCGGACGCCAGCCAAGAAGCAACGCCAAACGACGAGCAUGACCGAGCGCAGCGCAACUCGCCAAGGAAGCACGAUGGAGCUGCGGACACUCCGUUGCCAUUGGACGAGCCCAGUCAACAGCAAGAACAACCUCCUCAGGAGAAGCCAAUAGAGAAGCCAAAGAUAAUAUCGAUAGUGACUAUCAAGAGACCAUCACCUCAGAGAGAUGUUUCCGCGUCUCCAGUGCCAGAGAGCCAGACUGACGUAACCCAAUCAUGCAGCAAUAGUCCGCCCAAGACCCAGCAGAACCCGCAAAAUGUGCAAUCAACUGUCAAUCCGUUUAGUACUAUCAAUCCUGUCUUAGCGACGGUAGCGGCCGCAGUGCAGAGAAGCUUCAAUACUAGCAACACGUCUAAUCCCGCACAAAGAACUCUGUUGCAGCCUAAUCGCAUCUCGCCGAGCAAUCAGAUAAAGCAACGCACAAACGACAGACCGCAGCUUCCUAAUGUGUUUGCAAAUUCUGCGAAGUCAUCCACUUUGCCGCGAUCUUCCAAAUCCACUCAGAAUAAAAACAGCUCGACGGUAGGGCAGAACGGAAACGAUGCGACCAUAGAUAUGACGAACGACAAUAUCAUCGACAUGUCGUCCCCUUAUUCACCGGGAUCGACCCUGAGUGAUAGCCUGUUCGAUCCACCUAGUCCUGUCAACUUUAAUAACUCACCCGUUGCAAAUGCACCACCACCUGCCGCUGUUAAAACCAGCGGCACACCGAAGACCAACAAGAGUGCGGAGAAGAAAGAUCCGUUCGACGCGUUAUUCGGUGGAAUACUGCCUCCAAUUAAGACUGUAACCAAAAACAGAAUUAAAAAGGUUACUAAGGAAAAGGCGAAGAAGUCUACCAAUCCUAAGGUUGGCGUACGCAUGGACGAGAAUCAGCUUCAAAUUCUGGACGAUCUUCCUAGCUCUGCCGUAGAAAUGCAAGUUAAAGAUAAGUUUCUUAAAAAACUAAACCGACAAGAGAGAGUCGUAGAAGAAGUGAAAUUGGUUCUCAAACCCCAUUAUACCAAAAAGCACAUCACAAAAGAGGAAUACAAAGACAUCAUGCGCAAAGCAGUACCUAAGAUAUGCCAUAAUAAGACAGGUGAAAUUAAUCCUAAAAAGAUAGCCCAUCUAAUAGAAGCGUACGUAAAGAAAUGUCGAAAUAACAAGAAGAAGACUUCUGGUAAAUUAACGAAACCUACGUAA